This is a messenger RNA of Macrosiphum euphorbiae (potato aphid), 732 nucleotides long. The record is from the annotation of a GenBank genome assembly. Lineage: Eukaryota; Metazoa; Arthropoda; Insecta; Hemiptera; Aphididae.
AUGAUCAUUUUCGCAACCUGCGUGGCCGCCGCACUCGCCGACUACGCCGCCCCGGCUUACCCAGCACACCACGCUUAUGCAGCUGAACACUCAGCCCCGACCCCAUACAACUUCGAGUACAGCGUAAAUGACCCACACACCUACGACGUCAAGAGCCAAUCCGAACACAGCGACGGACACGGAAACGUCAAGGGAUCGUACAGCCUUUUGGAAGCCGACGGUUCCACCCGCGUCGUCGAAUACACCGCCGAUGACCACAGCGGAUUCAACGCUGAAGUCAAGAAAAUCGAAGGACACGGACACGGUUACAGCGCACCCGCUUACAAAUCCGCCCCGGCCUACAAAUCCGCACCUGCUUCAUACGCCGGACACUCAUACGCCGCCCCAGCUCAAUCUUAUGCCGCCCCAGCCGCAUACGCCGGACACUCUUACUCUGCCCCGGCUGCAUAUGCUGGACACUCUUACGCUGCCCCGGCUGCAUACGCUGGACACUCUUACGCUGCCCCGGCUGCAUACGCUGGACACUCUUACGCUGCCCCAGCUGCAUACGCUGGACACUCUUACGCUGCCCCAGCUCACUCUUACGCCGCCCCAGCUCACUCUUACGCCGCCCCAGCUCACUCUUACGCCGCCCCAGCUCACUCUUACGCCGCCCCAGCUCACUCUUACGCCGCUCCAGCUCAUUCUUACGCCGCCCCAGCUUAUAAACCAGCUGCAUACAAGGCUUACUAA